Molecule: messenger RNA, 2408 nt
Organism: Syzygium oleosum
Lineage: Eukaryota; Viridiplantae; Streptophyta; Magnoliopsida; Myrtales; Myrtaceae
Product: exocyst complex component EXO70H1-like
Exons: 1
Coding region: 391-2241 (616 amino acids)
Biological process (GO): exocytosis
Cellular component (GO): exocyst
Molecular function (GO): phosphatidylinositol-4,5-bisphosphate binding
Source: RefSeq, a predicted model, not a curated record
UGCGUUCAAAGUGACGCCGGGCAUCGUUUUCCGCCCUUCUCUAUUUACAGUUUGAAUAUCAAUCUCGUGUUCCUUUUGAAUAAACGCGUGAGACAUCCUUCUCAUGCAUCCACUGACUCCCGAGUCCCGCCAAGUCUUUCCGACGUGACGGUUCAGACACAGGAAGAAGAGAAACUUCCAUGAACAUGGAAUUUUCCCCGGGGCAACGCCGUUCUUCUUGGUUCGUCGAUGGCCCCCCAAAUCAUAUGAAGCCGAUGAGUUUUUUCCAGAGUCGAUGAAAAGUCCAACGUGCACGGCGGCGGUUUCUCUCCGGCGCGACUUCUCCCGACGGACCCAGAAGAGCACAGCUCCCGAUCUUUGCGUUGGGCGGGCUGAACGUGCGCGAAGGCGAUGAGGAGUCUCUGCUUUCGCUCCCGCGUGCCGCCUCCUUCGAGAACCCCUCGCGCCGCCCCGGCAGUCCCUCGCGGCCUCCCCGGCUCGUCCGCCGAGGGGAUGGUCGAGUCCUCGGCGGCGGCGAUCGCGAAGUGGGACCCGGAGUCGCCGUCCCCUCGCGCCGGAGGAGCCGGCUCCAUCUUCAUGGAGGACAGAGCGGAGGCCCUGCGGUUCCUGCAGUGCGUGCACGACCUCCGAAAGGCCAUGCACUCGCUGGUGGCCGAGAACUCCGGUUCUGAGAUGCUCUUGCAGGGGCAGAGCUCGAUGCAGAUUGCGAUGAAGAGGCUCCAGAAGGAGCUGUACCGCGUGCUCUCCGCGGAUGGUGCCUGCUUGGACCCGGAGUCAGUUUCCGUGAGAUCGACUGGCUCGAUUUGCGAGGACGAUGGCGACUCUGGCGGUGAAGGGCUGCCGCCGCCUUCGAUGGCGAUGACGGAUUUGAGAUUCAUUGUGGAGUGCAUGAUGUCUUCGGGCUACUCCAAGGAGUGCAUUGCCAUAUACACAGUCGUCCGGAAAUCGAUCGUCGACAACGCGAUUCGUCGUCUCGGGGUCGAGCAAUUCAGCGCUUCGCAGGUGAACGCCAUGGGUUGGGAGGUUCUGGAGGUGAAGGUGAAGUGUUGGUUAGAUGCGGUGAAGGCGGCGAUGAACCUCUUUGCCGGAGAGAGAAUUCUCUGCGACCACUCUUUCUUCGCCUCCGAUUCCAUUGGCGAGUUGUGCUUCGCGGAAAUAUGCGGAGAUGGCGCCACUCGUCUCUUUAAAUUCCCAGCAAUCGUCGCGAGGAGGAGCAAGAAGUCGCCGGACAUGAUAUUCUGCCUGCUCGACAUGUACGCGGCGAUCUCCGAGAACUGGCUCGAGAUCGAAUUGAUGUUCGCGUUCGAUUCGACCUCUGGAGUCCGGUCGGAGGCUCUUGCGUCGCUAGUCCGGCUCGGCGAGUCGGUGCAGGCUAUGUUGACCGAGUUCAAGUCGACGAUCCACAGGGACUCCUCCAAAUCCGUUGCCGCGGGCGGAGGAGUCCACCGCCUGACGGUCUACACCAUGGACCACCUCUGUCGCCUCGCCGACUACGGCGACACCCUCGCCGACAUCGUCACAGACUGCUCGCCGCCGGCGAAGCCUUCACUGCCGGAAGAUUACUUCGACGGAUCAGACUCGGACGAGGCUCCGGCGCCGGCGAUCUCCCUGCAAAUGGCGUGGCUGAUCCUUGUCCUCCUCUGCAAGCUCAACGGCAAGGCGGAGCACUACCGGGACAUCUCCGUCUCGUACCUGUUCCUCGCGAACAAUUUGCAACACAUCGUAUCGAAGGUGCAAGCGUCGAACUUGCGGUACCUGCUUGGCGAGGAGUGGGUGGCGAGGUACGCGAGGAAGCUGAGGCAGUUCGCCGAGAACCACGAGCGGGUCGCAUGGGGCGAGGUGGCGGCGUCGCUGCCGGAGGACCCGAGGGCGGCAAUCUCGCCGGCGGAGGCGACCGAACGGUUCCGGCGGUUCAACGCGAGGUUCGAGGAGGCCUGCCGGAGGGAGGGCACGAGGGUGGUGCCGGACCCGAAGCUCCGAGAAGAGAUGAGGGCGUCGCUGGAGAGGAAGGUGGUUCGGGCGUACGGGGAGUUCUACGACGCGCACUGGCUCACCGUCGGAGGCGAAACCAGCGGGGCGAUCUCGAUCAAAUAUACGCCGGAGGACGUGGGGUAUUACCUGGCCAGUCUCUUUUCGGAACCGGCGUAUUCAGGUAGCGAGCCAUCGUCAUGGCCGUCACCGGCAGUUUCGGCUUCUUCGCCGUCGCCGUCGCCUCGCUGGUGGCAUCCGAGAUCUCAUUGAGGAAGGUCCUUGCAAAUUUGUCCCGUUGAUGUGCGUACUGAUUUUUCGAUUAUUUGAAAAUGCUACCAUCCCUUACUGCUCAUGAAAAGACUUCUCUUAUCGUUGUAAAUAUGGGUGAAAAUUCGUGCUGCAAUUUUGAACAUACAUCAAAAUUCGUUUCCCCUUGA